Messenger RNA from Nothoprocta perdicaria, 2894 nucleotides. RefSeq names its product synaptosome associated protein 23 (gene SNAP23). The transcript is spliced from 7 exons. Gene Ontology annotation, cellular component: plasma membrane; synaptobrevin 2-SNAP-25-syntaxin-1a-complexin I complex. The record is from RefSeq and is a predicted model, not a curated record. Gene Ontology annotation, biological process: synaptic vesicle priming; exocytosis; synaptic vesicle fusion to presynaptic active zone membrane. Gene Ontology annotation, molecular function: syntaxin-1 binding; SNAP receptor activity. Lineage: Eukaryota; Metazoa; Chordata; Aves; Tinamiformes; Tinamidae. The coding region runs from base 46 to 672 and encodes 208 amino acids.
GAAGACUUUUUUUAAACUUGGAUUGCUUAAAAGGAACAGUUCAUCAUGGCUGAAUUAUCACCUGAAGAAAUUCAGCUGAGGGCCAACCAGGUCACUGAUGAGUCUUUGGAAAGCACCAGAAGGAUUCUUGGCUUGGCCAUUGAGUCCCAGGAUGUAGGCAUCAAGACUAUCACCAUGCUGGAUGAACAGGGAGAACAACUAAAUCGCAUAGAAGAAGGCAUGGACCAGAUAAACAAGGACAUGAGAGAAGCUGAGAAGACGCUGACAGAGCUCAACAAAUGUUGUGGGCUCUGUGUCUGUCCUUGCAACAGGACGAAGAACUUUGAGUCUAGCAGGGCGCACAGAGCAGCCUGGGGAGAUGGCACCGAGAACUCGGCAGACCACGUGAUAUCCAUGCAACCCAGAAGAGUCAAUCAGCAGCCUCAGGCCUCUGGAGGACCGAGCAGUGGAUAUAUCACACGGAUAACAAAUGAUGCCAGAGAAGAUGAAAUGGAUGAAAAUCUUGCUCAAGUAGGAAACAUUCUGGGGAAUUUGAAAAAUAUGGCUUUGGAUAUGGGAAAUGAGAUUGAUGCCCAGAAUAAACAAAUAGACCGGAUAACUAUCAAGGCGGAUACAAACAAGGAUCGCAUUGAGCAGGCCAACAUCAGAGCCAAGAAACUCAUUGACAAUUAAAGCCUGCUGUCAUUGUUCAGUGACACUGUCUCUCCAGCUGCAAACCACCAUAUUCAUGGAUCUGUGAAACUCUUCUAUUCUGAAAUAAGAAGGGCUGGGAAAUAUGAAGCAAAACCCUUUCUAUAAGGGCUCUUUCUUAUUUUUUUAAUUGCUUCAUGUAGGCUUGGCCUUCUUUCCAAGAAAGCAGCCAACAUAACUUCCUCCUCAUCCGCCUUCACUUCCUUCAAACUGCUCAGGGCUAAAAGUGUCAUGGCUUUGAGAAUGUUCAGGCUUGUUUUAUUUUCCUUCCCCAGAUUAUUUUCCUGCCUCCAAAGUAUAGCCCCUUAUUCAAGUGGAAUAAGCAGGUUAACCUGAAAUCAGUUGUUGAAAGUUGGAGAGGGCACUUUGCACAGUUUAAAAUACCUCAUAAGUUGAGUGUCUUCACUAAAAUAGGGGUUGGUGAGUAUUGUCUGCCUUGUAUCUCUAGCUGGCUAACCUAUAGUUUUGCAAUCCAAACCACCUAAGAGUGGCUUGAGAUUGAGUUAGUGUGCUACAGAAUUUAAGGAGUUAUUGCCCACUAGUUACUACUCCUGGGUUGAGGGCUUUAAAACACUUUCUAAACACAAACUUUAAUGUAAAGGUAACUGGAGGAGUACGCAGGUUUCCUUUUCUUCACUUGAGGUGACAUUGAUUUAGAGGGCAGCCUUAGGGAACUGUGCUGCUUUGUCUGGCAAUGUGUUCUGUACAUAAUGUUCCAAACACCAUGCACAUGUGAGUAGAAGAAAUCACUUCCCUAGAAAGUAUUUAUUAAAUGGAAGAAAAUUUUUACACUCAUCUAAUCUUUAAAUGAAUGAUGCAAUGUAGCUAGUAGCACAUCACAUAUCAGAUUUUACCUUGGCCAGUUUCUAUUGAAAUUCAGUUAUGCCUUUUUCCAGUGCACUAUUAAAAUAGUGCUAAUGUAGUGACUGAGACCUUGUGCAGAGGUUGUUCUCAGCAGUGAAUUUGUAGGGAGCAUCUUAACGCUGCUGAAAACAGAGAAGCUUACUACAAGUGAAGCUUUUCUUGCCACAAGUCUGGAGGAAGCAUUAACUCUUCAGAAAAACUGUGUGCUAGUUCUAAAUAAACUUAGUUUGAAAUAGAUGGCUGACUGGCUUAUUACUGCACAUUUGGGGCUGACAAUUUUCCAAGUUAAAAUUGACUGCAACUAAAAUAUUUUGUGGAAUAGAGGAGUCUCACCGGGUGGGGGGAGAGGAAGCUUUCUUUCUAAGAAGAGGAAGUCACUUUGACAAGUAAAUACCAAGUGACCAUAUUGAUGGGUGGAGUUAGGUAUUUAUUAUGUCUGUAUUGAAAGUGAAAAUGAUACUUCAAUUUAACUUGCAGUAAUGAAUGUUGGGUGGAGGAAAGAAAUCUCCAAACCAAAUUUACAGAGAAAAACAGCAUCUUUUUUAAGAAGGACAGUCUGUAUAGCCAUUAGCAGAAAAUUCUGGUGCUAGUGAUAUGAGACUAAUUUGCUUAGAUUUCAGAUGAAAAAAAGCUAAACACUCUCUUCUCAGUGGUAAUACAAUAAUUGUGCCUAGUAUACUGUCAGCUUGCUCCCAGAACAACUUGAGUUUUAGAUUAAAACAAAAUCCUGACCAAAGAAUGGAACUGCUGCAUGUAAUAAAUAGGGCAGUGAAAGACUGUAAUAUGAAUAAGGUAAAUAGCAAUUUUAGAUGACUGGAUACUGCUGAAGCACCUCCUGGCUUCUGUCUUCCAGUAGCUGUUGGAAUAUACUAAAUUUUAAAAGUGGAUUCUCUACCCUUAGUAGUAAUGAAGACUAUAUGCUUAAAAGCCCAAAUAACAAAAAGCACUUGUAGCAACAUUGCAUAAUGAACUUCUAAAUGAAUGCAGGGUUUUUUCCCUUAAGAACUUCAGGUUAACUGGAAGAAUGCUGCUGAUUGUGAAAGCAGAGCAUAUGAUGUAUUUAAUUGUGAUUGUCUUUUGAAACAGGAGACUAAAGCAGUUGCCUUAUUCUGCCUAGAUCAACCCAGACCUGUUCUUUAGCUGCUUGAAACACCUUCAGCUGUUUUUCUCCCUUGCUACUAUAGGUCUGUUUUAUUGACUUCCCUGAGCAAUAAUCAAACUAGUGCAUUGGUUAAGAGAAUACCAUGACUGGUAUGCAGAAUCUUUAUAUUGCAAUGAACAACUCACAAGUAAUUUGAGACUCUAAGCUUGAGUAUUAGCUGAUAUAAAUACUAUUCUCU